AUGGCCGCUCUCCGGGCCGCGCUCAGAGCUCUGCUCGCGGCAGCCAGUGUCCGGUCGCGGCCCCUGGGCCGGCGCCCGCCGCACGCGCCCUGCUCCGCCUCUGCCGCCGCACGCGGCGCUGCCAUGGAGCCGGCGCCCCGCUGGCUGGCGGGGCUGCGCUUCGACAACCGCGCCCUGCGCGCGCUGCCCGUGGAGACGCCGCCGCCCGGCCCCGAGGGCGCCCCGUCCGCGCCGCGGGCCGUGCCGGGCGCCUGCUUCAGCCGCGUGCGGCCCGCGCCGCUGCAGCAGCCGCGCCUCGUGGCGCUGUCGGAGCCCGCGCUGGCGCUGCUGGGCCUGGGCGCGCCGCCCGCCGCCGCCGCCGCCCGCGAGGCGCGCGAGGCCGAGGCCGCGCUCUUCUUCAGCGGCAACGCGCUGCUGCCGGGCGCCGAGCCCGCCGCGCACUGCUACUGUGGCCACCAGUUCGGCCAGUUCGCGGGGCAGCUGGGCGACGGCGCCGCCAUGUACCUGGGCGAGGUGUGCACGGCGGCCGGCGAGCGCUGGGAGCUGCAGCUCAAGGGCGCCGGCCCCACGCCCUUCUCCAGACAGGCUGACGGCCGCAAAGUCCUGCGGUCGAGCAUCCGAGAGUUCCUGUGCAGCGAAGCCAUGUUCCACUUGGGCAUCCCCACCACGCGGGCCGGGGCCUGCGUCACGUCCCAGUCCACAGUCGUUCGCGACGUGUUCUAUGACGGUAACCCCAGAUACGAGAAGUGCACGGUUGUGUUGCGUAUAGCUUCCACUUUCCUGAGGUUCGGAUCCUUUGAGAUUUUUAAGUCCGCAGAUGAGCACACAGGGCGCGAGGGCCCCAGCGUGGGGAGGAAUGACAUCCGCAUACAGAUGCUUGACUAUGUGAUUGGCACGUUUUAUCCUGAGAUCCAGGCCGCCCACGCCGCCGACAGCGUGCAGAGGAACGCAGCCUUCUUCCGCGAGGUCACACGUCGCACAGCCCGGAUGGUGGCCGAGUGGCAGUGUGUGGGCUUCUGCCACGGUGUGCUCAACACGGACAACAUGAGCAUCGUGGGGCUCACCAUCGACUACGGGCCCUUCGGCUUCCUGGACAGGUACGACCCCGACCACGUGUGCAACGCCUCGGACGGCGCCGGGCGCUACGCAUACAGCAAGCAGCCCGAAGUGUGCAAAUGGAACCUGCAGAAGCUGGCCGAGGCCCUGGAGCCUGAGCUGCCCCGCGAGCUGGGCGAGGCCAUCCUGGCCGAGGAGUUCGACGCCGAGUUCCGCCGGCACCACCUGCACAAGAUGCGCAGGAAGCUGGGCCUGGUGCGCGCCGAGCUGGAGGGCGACGGGGCGCUGGUGGCCGGGCUCCUGGAGACCAUGCGCCUGACUGGUGCCGACUUCACGAACACCUUCUACUUGCUGAGCUCCUUCCCAGUUGGGCCGGAGCCCCUGGACGCGCCUGAGUUCCUGGACGCGCUGACCGCACAGUGUGCCUCCCUGGAGGAGCUGAAGCUCGCCUUCCGACCCCAGAUGGACCCCCGGCAGCUCUCCAUGAUGCUGAUGCUGGCACAGUCGAACCCUCAGCUCUUCGCGCUCAUCGGCACCCGGGCGAACGUCACCAAGGAGCUGGAGCGAGUGGAGCAGCAGUCGCGGCUGGAGCAGCUGAGCUCGGCCGAGCUGCUGAGCAGGAACAGGGGCCACUGGGCUGACUGGCUCCAGGAGUACAGAGCCCGGCUGGAGAAGGACAGGGAGGGCUCCGGCGACAGUGACGCCUGGCUGGCUGAGCACCUGCGCGUCAUGCGUGCCAACAACCCCAAGUACAUCCUGCGGAACUACAUCGCACAAAAUGCCAUCGAGGCUGCCGAGAACGGAGACUUCUCAGAGGUGCGGCGGGUGCUGAAGCUACUGGAAACCCCUUACUGCACGGAGGGGGAGGCCACCGAGGUGCCAGAGGUUGAGGGGGCCGGCGGGGCAGGCAGCGGGGGGCACCCCUACAGCGCCAAGCCCCCGCUCUGGGCGGCAGAACUGUGCGUGACGUGAUCCUCGUAACUGCCUUGGAGGCCUCCACACGUGGAGCCCCCGAGGCCCGAGCCCCACCGGGUCUUUGAGGCAGGGAGCACCCCGCGGACAGCCGCCCCCCCCGCCCCGUCUCUCCAUGACGGCCGAGACGUCCAGUCAGCACCUGACCCGUCUCCGUCUGACACAGACUCCGCAGCCCCGCCCCACGCUCGCCGCUCCCCGUUACAGCCGCUUCGCUCAAGGACAGGCGCUUGGCAGUGGGAAGCAGGCGGCCCUGCCCCCACCUACUGGGCGGCCACGGUCCCCAAAUAAACCAGCAGCUUUCCCA
This is a messenger RNA of Hyaena hyaena (striped hyena), 2335 nucleotides long. RefSeq names its product selenoprotein O (gene SELENOO). The record is from RefSeq and is a predicted model, not a curated record. The transcript has 9 exons. NCBI's taxonomy places the organism in Eukaryota, Metazoa, Chordata, Mammalia, Carnivora, Hyaenidae.